UGCGCGCAGCACCACCAAACCCGCCCAUUGGCCCCUCUCCACUCCUCGAAGCUGCGAUCGAUACCCGGCCGCUCACAAUGGCAUCCAAGAAGGUCACCACCGCGUUCUCGAAGUACACAGUUCAGCCCACCGGUAUUUAUGCGGCGAUCAACAGGCUAUUUGCGCUCGACCCCAAGCGCUCGACCGGUAUCCCCAUGAACCCGCAAUUCCGCAACCCUCCCCCCGGUGGUCUCGACCCUACCAGCUACGACGACCCCGUCACCAUCCCCGCCGCCGACAUCGCCGAGAACCCAUACUGGAAGCGCGACAUGCGACGACGGUACCCCAAGCUGUCGACCGUCACUCAGGCUGAUGCUGUUGCGCUGCUCGAGGUUGGCAGCGCGGCGGCGCCUAAGCAGGAGUUGAUCGGCGAAGCUGGCUCUAAGCAGCUCGUUGCUGCGCAGGAGGAGGGUGCCAAGGGUUUGGCUGUUGCGUUCGAGAAGAACACCGGGCUGGCAAAGGACGUGCUCGGCCCUGGUGGCUUGCCACCUCUGCCCAGCGGUCUGCACGUCAGCGAUGUUGGUGUCAAGAGAUACGAUUUGGAGAAGGAGCAGUCGUACGGAUCUGACUACCCUUGCAGGACGUUUGCAUAAGCCCUUGACUGAAGACUUAUUGGAGUGCGUGGAGGACGAUAGAAGUACUGUAAAUACCACCACAGCUUUUUCUUUGUGUGAUGACAUGUCAAAAACAUUUUCUAUAUGCGUUGCCUUCUCCUAGGAUCCUCUCAUUCUUAC
Macroventuria anomochaeta is the source of this 773-nucleotide messenger RNA. Its product is annotated as 21 kDa subunit of NADH dehydrogenase. The record is from RefSeq and is a predicted model, not a curated record. The transcript is spliced from 3 exons. The coding region runs from base 78 to 632 and encodes 184 amino acids. NCBI's taxonomy places the organism in Eukaryota, Fungi, Ascomycota, Dothideomycetes, Pleosporales, Didymellaceae.